AUGUUGCUCCUCAAAGUCUUCGUCGCCCUUGCUGGGUUUGUGGCGUUGGCUCUAGCAGAUUGCUGCGACUGGGAAGGCUGCACCCCUGAUGUCAAUCACGAGUAUGGCGGGGGCGAGUGUCCUCCCAGACGCAGCAUGGUCGGCGACUACUGUGACUACAAAGACUCUCAGCUGCCUGAGGAGGCGCGCACCGCCCAUCCAUGCAAGUCCUUCUGUCAGAUCCGCACAAGCUUCACAUAUUCUGGCGAGUACCCCCUCGGCGGCACUUUCGGCGCUGGCUGGAGACAGUAUGGCAGCUCGCAGUGGAUGCGCUUCGGCUUGGAUUGGACGGAGCCGAUUGCUUUGCCGGAUCUUCCUUUCGGCGUGCUGGCUCGAGACGUCUCUGGUGGUCUGUCUCAUGCUAGUCGUGGCCUGGCAAAAGUCGACCACAUGGACAUCGAGCUCGAUGAUGGGCAGUACGGAUACUUCACCUUCCUUCCAAUGAACAAGGAAGUCUGUGGUACUUAUUCCCACGCCAAACCAUUCCCGAAUUGCGACCGAGAUCGUAUGAACAAAGGCAACAACUGUGUGGUGGAGCGAAGCAACUACGGCGAUCGAAGCGGCUUCUGGUGGUUCGCUCAAGACGUAGGUGAACCGUUCGUCCGAGGUCACACUGUCUUUGUGUACACCAAUAUGGGCGGCGAGCGGCUUCCACGCGAACAGCAGUCGCCACGAUAUCAAUAUGCGAUGGAUACCGGUGCUGCCCUCAAUGACAAUGACUACAGUGGUUGGAUCAAGGUUUGGCAGAACCCGAACAUUAACCAGCAAUUCGAGGGUGGCUCUUAUGGCCCGGACGACAAAGGUCUUACCUGCUUUGGCACACAGUCUGAACCAAAUAAACGCAUCCGGGAUGCCGAUGUCAUCCACUGCAGCUAUGCGAUGGGUGCGCUCCUAAAAGACCCCAGCAAACCUCUGCCCAUCAAGCGCAACGGCGAAAUUCUCAGCUUCGAUUGGUACCGCGGUUGUCAAAUCCAGGUCGAGUACCUUCAGGACUGGCACGACUCUUGCGUGGUCAGCCAAGCAGAGGUUGCCGCGGCUGCUGGACUGAUCAACUUCAACUGCUUGAAGGAGAUGUGGGCUCACGGACACACCCGGUUCGGUGUCAAGGGUCGCCACACUCUGAAGACUGUAGAGCCGUGUCAGGCCAAUGUCGUGGUCAGUGGAGGACCCGGUAAUGGAGGACAGAUCAACUGUGGCUCGAAUUGCAAGCUGGCCGCAGAUCUCGAGUCAACCUCCUUGAGUGCGCUGGACCGCAAUCUUCUGCUCAACUUCGCGGCGAACAACAGCUCGUCAGGCGUUGAAUUCGGCGAUCCAUACGAUCCAGAAUGGCCCGAGCAGCCAUUUAACGAGACUCAUCCUGGCUACCGCGGCGAGCUUCCUAGUCAGCAGGCGCGUCUUCAACAGGCGCUUCAAGGCCGCUUCUAA
Molecule: messenger RNA, 1464 nt
Organism: Cyphellophora attinorum
Lineage: Eukaryota; Fungi; Ascomycota; Eurotiomycetes; Chaetothyriales; Cyphellophoraceae
Exons: 6
Coding region: 1-1464 (487 amino acids)
Source: RefSeq, a predicted model, not a curated record